Aethina tumida (small hive beetle) is the source of this 1352-nucleotide messenger RNA. Its product is annotated as protein spaetzle-like. Gene Ontology annotation, cellular component: extracellular region. The record is from RefSeq and is a predicted model, not a curated record. Gene Ontology annotation, biological process: innate immune response; central nervous system formation; regulation of Toll signaling pathway. NCBI's taxonomy places the organism in Eukaryota, Metazoa, Arthropoda, Insecta, Coleoptera, Nitidulidae. Gene Ontology annotation, molecular function: Toll binding; growth factor activity. Bases 686 to 1246 code for a protein of 186 amino acids. The transcript has 4 exons.
UAGAAAUAAACAAAUUUCACUGGUAACUUUAUGCCAUAUCCUGAAACGCCUAGUCUUAAGAUAACCAUUUGCCAUUCACCACUUGUGAACAGCAAAUUUUCGAAGUUGUGCACAGAGUUGCGAUUGUUUGUGAAAACUUCUGUACUCUACAUUUACAAUGAACUCUUCCAGCAUAAAUUGUAGGCAAAUAUCUACAUUUGUCGGUCCUUUGUCCAUAUAUGGAAUCAAAUUUCCCAAGUCAAAAAUGGACAUAAGAAUGGAGCUUAUUUAAAUCAAUUUCUAUACUAUGUAUAGAAAUUCAUUUAAGUACAGAUUCAAAUUGAGAUUGAAAAAUUUGAACGUGCCCUCUUAGUAAAUACAAAACUUCAAGAAAUUGAUUUAUCAAACAACAAAUUCGCUACGUUGACGACUGAGGCCAAGACUGAAUUUAAUUUUUUGGGAAAUUUAAUAGACUUGAGGUAUCUCAAUUAGAGGGAGAAUCUAUUAGAAUGUCUGCUUUCGUCCACUGUGGCAAAAAUAGAAGAAGUAAAUUAUAGAAUUAAACAAAUUUCGUUGGUAAUUUUAUCUGAUAUCCCCACACCAUGUCACAUCAUAUAAAAUUUGGAUGAUCAACAGUACAACUGGAUGAAAAAUCGGACGAUUAUAUGCCAUAACAGCUUCCUCUAUUUAUACCAUAGUUCUUGGCAUGAACAAAAGCUCACACGAUGCCAUCACAUUCCCGGAAGAAGACGAAAUAAUCGCUCCGAGAAUCGAAGACCUGACAAAAUGCUCCAACGGACGUACAUACUGCGAAUCCUUCGACAAGUACCCAACCAGUCACGUGAAGUACGUGAUGCGGGAGAAUCCGGUUUACAAAGCUCUCUUCGGCGAAGAGGAAGAGGGCGAAUUUAUAUCUAGAAGAGACGAAAAGGAAACGUUCCUUUGUAAGUCGAAGGUCAGUACCAUCUUCCCGAAAGUUGGUAAAAAUGUCAACAACGAAUGGAGGUUCAUCAUAAAUCAAGAGGACGACGGAUUUGUGCAGGGUAUACGAGUGGAGAUCUGCAAAUCGGAGGACUUGCCCUGCGACAUUAUCAAGAAAAUGCCCAACCUUUACGUGACAAGAUGCAAACAGAAGUACAUGCGUCGGCGGAUGUUGUCUUUGACGAAACAAGGUGAACCUGUUCCGGACACGUUCCUUAUGCCAUCAGCAUGUUGUUGCUCGUACAAAAGUGCAUAUCAUUUCAUGUUUAAAGGGGCUUUGGGGUGACAUCGGCGAUAAAAUAGAAUAGAGGGCCCAAGCCGUACUUUGUUUUUCUUUUAAAAGGUUAAUUUGUAUAUAAUAUAUAUUAUCAAUAAAAAUAAUUUAUGAAUUA